UAAUGUUUGACAAUAGAAAUUAGCAACAGCCAACAAUGUUUGGAGCUUAAUAACAAUAAUAAUAAGUUUUCCCUCCUUAAUACUAAGGAGUUGAUCCAUAUGCUUAAAGAAGUCCACCAAAGACAAAUCCUUAAGGUUCUUUAGGUUAUUAAUAACAACCUCAAAGUAAUUACAUUUAUUAAACACCUUAAUAAGGUUUAUAAACAGUGUAUGAACACAAAGUUAUAACAACAGGUUAAGUUUAAUCAUCUUAAAUAUAAUAAAAUCCAGUAAUAUAAUAAUAAUAAGAAAUUACAAUAAAGAGUAAAGGUUCUUAUUGUAUUGAUUGGUGUGUAUAUUUUAUUCCAAUUUUAUUCUUGGUGGCAAUAUUAGGAUUUAUGGGCAUGAUAAUAGCUUAAAAAGAAAGAGAUUUUAAUUAAGCACCAAUAAAUAAUGUAUUAUAAUCAUUGAGCCACAAUUAAGCAUUGACUCCAAUUGCUGAUAUAGUAUCACCUCAUCCUCCAAGACCAUCUAGUAUGCAUAGUCAUUUCUAACAUAAAUCAGAGACAGAACUAUGUCCAGAGGGAUUUACAAUAACAACAUUAGGAGAAUGGCCAGGAAUUGAUUCUGGAUGUAUUUGUGAUUAAGAAAUCAAAAAACAAGGAUUUUGUUGGGCUAGAAGUGGAUGUAAUUCAAUAGACGGUUAAAGUCCUCGAUAAUUUUAAAUUUGGAAUGGAGGAAGAGUUUGUUAGAAAUUGACUCUCGGUUGGACUAAAUGGAAUGGAAGUGAAUGUAGUGUUGGAUUUAAAUAAUGUGGUAAUAUUUGUGUUCCAACUGAUGGAAAUCCUGCAAGGAAUUGUCCAUUGUCAGACUUAACAUUAUUAAAUGAGGAUCCAACAGCAGAUCCAAAUCCUACUUCAAUCAAUACUUAAGUUGUCAAAAUUGGUGAUAAAUGGUACAGAAAAUCUUAUGAAGGAAAUCCUAUUGUAGCAUUUGCAAUUAUUCCAGGAGAUGCAGAAACAAGUUAGAAUUCAGCUCCUUGUUUUAAUGAUGUUACAACAUCAACUUUUGAAUCAGAAUAAUCUUAUCCUUUAUUAAAGAAACCAGCUACUGGUUGUGAUAAUUUUGGUAACUUUAAAAAUGAAGUUGUUAAAAUUGAUACUUAAUAAGCAAAAAAGAUACAUGAGGAAAAUGGAAUUCUAUCAACUCUUCAUUCUAUUCCAAAAUAUCUAUCAUAUGAAGUUGGUUCUGAUUCAUAUACUUUAGAAGCUAUCAAAAGAAUUGCUGUUAAUCCAUCUGCUGAAUGCAGUUCAUUUUCAGCUGCUGAUGUUAAUUAACUAGUUGAAGAUAGUUAAGACAUUUAUUUGUAUAGAAAAUGGUUUAGUAUUAUUAUAUUUUGGAUUUGUGUAAUUGGACUUGUUUUAUUUGUUUAUCUUUAUUUAAUUAAAAGCAGAGUAUAAAUCUAUUUAAUAUUUAGAACUUUUAAUCAUUGAAUGUAUCACAAAUCAAAUAACCUAAAAUAUUUAUUCUUAUUGCAGUCAUAGUGGCUAUUUUGUGUAUCGCAUUUGGAUCACUUUAUUUCUACAACAUAAGUGGAAAUGUAAUUAUUUUUCAAUAAUUAUAUAGAAUGGUUUGAUUAAUGUUGAUUCAAAAUUCGAGUCAUAUUUGGAAAAUGAGUGCUUUAAUGAUAAAGGAAUCAAUAAUGUAAUUUUUUAUUGAUUAUAAUUUAGUCUAUAGAGAAAAUACACAAUUUUGCUAAUUCUUAAUAUUCAACUAUUGGUUGUUGGAUUUCAUGGGCAUUUUGGUUAAGUUUAGCAUUUUUAAUUUUGAUAAUUGUCAUGAUUAUUAUCUAAAACGGGUCUCAUGGAAGUUUGUGCAUCAAUCCAUGGUAAUCUAGCUAAGUUUUUGGAUAUAAUGAAUUUUAGUGAAAAAUUU
Molecule: messenger RNA, 1914 nt
Organism: Paramecium sonneborni
Lineage: Eukaryota; Ciliophora; Oligohymenophorea; Peniculida; Parameciidae
Source: the annotation of a GenBank genome assembly